AAAUGAAUGAUUGGGGUGCUCCACUCGUAGCAGCAGCGUUGUUUGCGUUUCUUUCACCGGGUUUACUGCUGCAAAUCCCAGGGAAGCAUCACCCCAUUGAUUUCAUGAACAUGAAGACAAGUGCCACCGCCAUUUUCGUGCACGCCGUACUCUAUGCUUUGUUCCUCAUCUUGUUUCUCUUUGUUCUUCAUGUCCGCCUCUCUGAAACAACCCAACAGGCUUUCUCGGGAUGUAAUUUUCAUGUUGUUUGUAAGUUGUAGUAUGAUGGCAUGAAAAAUCUUGAGAAUUUGUAACUUUCAAGAUUUUUCUUUAUUAGUUGGUUAUCUUUCCAGAUUUUCUGUUAAC
Messenger RNA from Hibiscus syriacus, 345 nucleotides. RefSeq lists its product as uncharacterized. The transcript has a single exon. Bases 3 to 260 code for a protein of 85 amino acids. The record is from RefSeq and is a predicted model, not a curated record. Lineage: Eukaryota; Viridiplantae; Streptophyta; Magnoliopsida; Malvales; Malvaceae.